AUGAUCCAAUUGAACUAUCUGAGUGGAGAAAUUGUGUCUUCUCCUGCUGUAUUGUUGAAAGGCCACACCACAGUAAUCAACAAUGGUGUAGUUGUUGUGGCCAAUAACAAUAAUGAAGUUUUCCCUCCACAAUAUUAUGAAAUCAAUAACGGUUGUUUUAGAGCCAUAGCUCACGUAUCCCCUGGACUGAACCAUUUGACUGUUCAAGCAUUGGCAAAUUCAAGCAUCGACAAAAGAGGUAAAGUGUGUGGACAGUUCCAAGUGGUAGAUUCCACUAGAAUAGACAUUACUUAUAACGAGCUUGUUAAUAAUAAACCAAUUCAUUUAUGUGUUGUGGUUGGUUGUGAUUCCGAUGGAUCUUACGAUAUGCCUCUUUAUAAGAGUGCAAGAGGAGAAGUUCCCAAUUUAGAUACAGCUAUACAAAGAUUAAAAGUUGCUGGACGAAUGAUGCAAGCAUACACUCAGGAAGAAAUGAGAAUGACUGGGUUCAGUAACCGAUGCUUUAGAUUUAUCGAAGAGCUGACCAACGACAUGAGGAACUUCGGUUAUUCGGGUCAAUGUAAGGUUCCUCACAAAGAAGUUAAAAUCCAUGUUUUAAGAUCUCCACGUACAAGAGCAGAACUUCGUGAUCUUAAUUAUGCUCAACAAUAUAAGGAAGCUAAAGAGAAUGGUUAUUUGUUUUCACAUGCCAUUGACUUGGUUGAAAAAAGUGAUUUCUAUGACUUUUAUAAACAAAACAACAUUCGAAUUCAAGCUGCGUGUAUGUUCAUGGGUGGUCAUUGGGAUAAAAAACAUCAAGUGAUUGUUGAUCAUGCUGCUUUAGGGGGUGGUCGAGGCAAUGUCAAAAUGGCAAUUUUUGGAUCCCAAGGCAUUCAUUCAUUUCCCAUUGAUUGGCCUACUGUUACACCUGCUUUGUUAGACGAUACCGAAUUAUCUACGAAUGAAGUUGCAAAUGAUUCUAACCAAUGUGGAACAAGUUGGGAAUGUUUUAACAUUUCCUUUGGUGCCUUUUUACAUGAAAUAGGUCAUCUGUUGGGUUGUCCACAUCAAAUUGAUGGGGUUAUGUUACGAGAUUAUGUGUGGAUCAAUAGAAAUUUCAUGACCAGAGAGUCAAAGUGUUUAAGAGAGCAUACUGGUGGUUGUGUUGUUAGCCCUACAAAUUCUUGGGAAAAAGAAUGUCACUGGAAUAGAUUAGACUUGGUAAGAUUCUUCUAUCAUGAUGCAUUUGGUUUACCUAUUGAUAAUUUCCCAAAGAUUAGUGAAACUUAUAUGAGAAGUCCACAAAAUGAAGCACCAGCACCAUCCAUUUAUAGGAGUCCUGAGGGGGUGUUUAUUAAGGGGAACGAAAAUAUAUAUAUGAUUGAACUUAUAGUUGAAGAUUUGGCUAGAUAUUCUACUCAAUUCUUUCCUCAAUCUUACGGUGGAAAAGGGUUUCCAACAAUUGUCAAAUUGGAUUACAAUACUUGCUACAAGGAUCUUAAAGAAAGAGGAAAUAAAUGCCACGAAAACUUCGAUGUGAGAGUUCUUUCAUUUAAUGGGGAUGUUUUCACCAAGAAUUUCAAAUCAUUCAACGAAGAUAUCCGUAAAUCUACUAUUAUUAGUGAUUUUGGAUUGGGUAGAGGUCCAAUCACAGGAUACAAGAGUGGAUGUUCUGGUAGUGAAGGUAACUCCAUGCUGGAGAUUGAAUUUGAUCUUCGUAGGGUAUUCAAGGUCAGAGUAUACCAUGGAAUGGCUUUAGAUGGGAUCAAAUUCUACCUCAAUAGUACCAUCCAACCUACUCAAGGUGGUGGUGGUGCAAUGCCAUCAUCACCACAUUCUCAUGGCAGGUUCCGUCAAAAAAUCUUAGACAAAAUCGGAGUACCUAGUCCUAGUUCAAGUACCAUGGUUCACGGUGGUGGUGGAGGUAGUUGUGGACCCACAGAAGUUUUUAUUGGGAAGGAGACAGGAUCAUACAGUGAUUUCGAAUUAGGUGCUGGUGAAAAAGUUCAUCACUUCAAUUUACGCAGUGGGAAAUGGAUCGAUGGUAUUCAAAUUGUCACCGACAAGGGAAGAGUAUCCCCUUGGUAUGGUAAGGAAGAAGGAGGUCAUGGAAGUGUGUUGGAGACUCCAACUGAGGAAUAUACUAUUGUUGGAAUGUAUGGAUAUGUUGGAUCAUGGAUGGAUGGACUUGGUGUUAUAUAUGCCAAAGUUUAA
Molecule: messenger RNA, 2193 nt
Organism: Lizanozyma spartinae
Lineage: Eukaryota; Fungi; Ascomycota; Pichiomycetes; Serinales; Debaryomycetaceae
Product: putative metalloendopeptidase
Exons: 1
Coding region: 1-2193 (730 amino acids)
Cellular component (GO): cytoplasm
Source: RefSeq, a predicted model, not a curated record